GACAGGAGUUACAGCUUCAAAUUGAACCUCCGUCUCCCCUUUCUUUAUUGCAGACAUGCAAAUACCCCGCAGACUGGCAUCACGCUCUGCUCCGCUUCCUCACAUGUGAACGCAUCCCGGUCACAUUGGCAUCCACCACCUCCUGCUCCUCCGCCCCCUCCUCCUCACUGUAACCGGGAUAACUCCACUAGCCUUCUCCCCGCCUCUCUGACCAGAUAACGGAUAACAGACUUUAAAAACCUGCCAUCAUGUCCUCAGUGCUACAGCAGCUGAUCAGCCCUCUGGCCAGCACCUCAGCUGAGCCCCCCAGGAACAAGGUGACCGUGGUGGGGGUGGGCCAGGUGGGCAUGGCCUGCGCCAUCAGCAUCCUGCUCCGGGACCUGUGUGAUGAGCUUGCUCUGGUGGAUGUGAUGAAGGAUCGCCUCAAGGGGGAGGUGAUGGACCUGCAGCACGGCAGCCUCUUCCUCAAAACCUCCAAGAUAGUCGCUGACACAGACUACGCAGUGACAGCUAACUCUCGCCUGGUGGUGGUGACGGCCGGUGUACGCCAGCAGGAGGGCGAGAGCCGCCUCAACCUGGUGCAGAGGAACGUGAACGUCUUCAAGUCCAUUAUCCCCCAGAUCAUUAAGUACAGCCCCAACUGCACCCUGGUGGUGGUCUCCAACCCUGUUGACGUGCUGACUUAUGUGACCUGGAAGCUGAGCGGUCUGCCUAAGCACCGUGUCAUCGGCAGCGGCACCAACCUGGACUCAGCCCGCUUUCGCUACAUGAUGGCCGAGCGCCUGGGCAUCCACGCCAGCUCCUUUAACGGCUGGGUGCUGGGGGAGCACGGAGACACCAGCGUGCCUGUUUGGAGUGGUGCUAACGUGGCAGGAGUCAACCUGCAGAAGCUGAACCCUGAUAUCGGCACUGAUGGUGAUAACGAGCAGUGGAAGGCCACGCACAAGGCUGUAGUGGACAGUGCCUACGAGGUGAUCAAGCUGAAGGGCUACACCAACUGGGCCAUCGGUCUCAGCGUGGCCGACCUGUCGGAGAGCAUCAUCAAGAACAUGAGCCGGGUCCAUCCUGUCUCCACCAUGGUCAAGGACAUGUAUGGUAUCGGUGAAGAGGUCUUCCUGUCUCUGCCCUGCGUGCUGAACAGCACCGGCGUGAGCAGCGUGGUCAACAUGACGCUGACGGAUGCCGAAGUGGGCCAGCUGAGGAACAGUGCUGACACACUGUGGGGCAUCCAGAAGGAUCUGAAGGACAUCUGAACACACCCACAACGACACUCAAAACCCAUGAUGCAGAGAGGGCUGCUGAUACGCACACUCCUUACAUAACACCCCUUCCCAUUAGUCUGUAUCUCUUAUUUUGAAGGAGAAUACAAGUGUUUUUCAUCAUCUAGCCUGAUUGAACUGUUUUCAUAUCAGUGCUGCAAAAUGUCAUCAACUUCCUGUCAAUAAAUGUGAAGUCUAAGAAAACACUGGUAUGCUCCUUUAAAAUUACGGAUUUCCUCCCCAGCAGAUAGUAAGCUAACGUUGUUUCUGUGUUAAGAUAUGUAAACCGACCUGUGUUACUGUACUCUGUAAACAGUUUGGACUAGGAUCAAGCACAACCCUUUAAGAAGUCUCUCCUUGUACCCAUCAUCACGUACUGUCGAGAGUCAUUCCUUUAGUCUCCUGCAGGGAAUCACUAAGAGAAAGACCAUAAAAGUCUAAUGGAAGACCCUAAAUAUUCAAAAGAACACAUAUUUCCUUGCACCUUCGUCUUAAAUGGUUCCCUACCGCAGUGAAAUUGUGGCAUUGUAAAUGUGAAAGUGGAUUUUUCUCCCCUUCCUGUUUCUUCAGUGUAAAGACAGAUGGAGCAGCAGAGGACGAGUGGGAAUGUCCAGCACAAUUUUUUUUUUAAACAUUAGUUGUCUGACCCUGUGUGUAACUUAAUACAUUUGAACCUAAAGAAA
This is a messenger RNA of Eleginops maclovinus (Patagonian blennie), 1942 nucleotides long. RefSeq names its product lactate dehydrogenase Ba (gene ldhba). The transcript has 8 exons. Gene Ontology annotation, biological process: lactate metabolic process; pyruvate metabolic process. Bases 249 to 1253 code for a protein of 334 amino acids. Gene Ontology annotation, cellular component: cytoplasm. Gene Ontology annotation, molecular function: L-lactate dehydrogenase (NAD+) activity. NCBI's taxonomy places the organism in Eukaryota, Metazoa, Chordata, Actinopteri, Perciformes, Eleginopidae. The record is from RefSeq and is a predicted model, not a curated record.